AUAAAAACCAGCUAAAUUUGACAGAUCUACUAGCUUCAACAUAUCUGCCAGAUAUAGUAGAUUUGGUAGAAAUAGUAGAUACAGUAGAACUGGUAGAAAUAACUUAUAGAGUAAAUAUGAUCACAGCAAUAGAAAAGUUCGCAGUGAAUUAG
Racocetra fulgida is the source of this 152-nucleotide messenger RNA. The record is from the annotation of a GenBank genome assembly. NCBI's taxonomy places the organism in Eukaryota, Fungi, Glomeromycota, Glomeromycetes, Diversisporales, Gigasporaceae.